Hirsutella rhossiliensis is the source of this 2292-nucleotide messenger RNA. RefSeq names its product major facilitator superfamily domain-containing protein. Gene Ontology annotation, biological process: transmembrane transport. NCBI's taxonomy places the organism in Eukaryota, Fungi, Ascomycota, Sordariomycetes, Hypocreales, Ophiocordycipitaceae. Gene Ontology annotation, molecular function: transmembrane transporter activity. Bases 1 to 2292 code for a protein of 763 amino acids. The record is from RefSeq and is a predicted model, not a curated record. The transcript is spliced from 3 exons.
AUGUCGUCCUCGGAAGACCUCAAGGACUCGCCCGCUCGCUGGAAGCUGCCCCGCCUCUUUGGUGGCCGCCAGGCAACCCGAAAUGUCUCUCCGAGCAACAUGCCCAAGUGGAGCAUGGGAGUCUUGAACGACCAGGAGACGGUCGAGGUUCCCGGCUCCGUCUUGCUGCUUGCUUCGGAUCGCAACGAGCCCCUGGGUCUGAGCAAUGUCCGCGCAAGAACCUCGCACUCGUCCUUCCCCGUUGAUGCCGCCCUGAGCCCAAGCGCCAGCCGCCCGGUCUCGGCCAUCGCCUCGCCCCGUUCUCGUCGUCCGCCCCCGCCCGACGUGGUCGAGGACAAGAAGAAGACGAGCGACGGCGCCAUCAUCCUCGACCCCCAGCCCGAGGAGUCGGCCAACGACCCCCUCAACUGGCCCAGCUGGCGCCGCGACACGGCCCUGCUGUCCCUGGGUUUCUACUGCAUGAUUGGCGGCGGCAUUACGCCCCUCAUUGCCGCCGGCUUCACCGACGUGGCCCGCGACUACCAUGUCGACGUCGAAUCCGUCUCCCUCACCACGGGUCUCUACAUGAUGGGUCUUGGUUUGGGCUCGGUCCUCGCGUCCCCCACGGCCAUUCUCUUUGGCAAACGUCCCGUGUACCUUGCUAGUGCCAUUGUCUUCAUCGGCACGUGCCUGUGGGCGGCAUGGUCGCCAAGCUUCUCGUCUCUGCUGGCCGCCCGCGUCUUCCAGGGCGUCGCCAUCAGCCCCGUCGAGUGCCUCCCGUCAGCCACAAUUGCCGAGAUCUUCUUCCUCCACGAGCGCGCCUACCGCAUCGGCAUCUACACCUUGCUGCUGCUCGGCGGCAAGAACCUGGUCCCCCUGGUCAGCGCCGCCAUCAUAGGUCGCUUUGGCUGGCGCUGGGUCUUUUGGAUCGUCGCCAUGGUCGUUGGUCUCGGCUUCAUCCUCCUCUUCCUCUUUGUGCCCGAGACCUUUUGGGACAGGACGCCGACGAGGCGCUCGUCGAGGCGCCCCAGCUUCCUGCGCCGCCUCUCGUCUCGCCGCAACGUGCUCCGGACCGACAUUCCCUCGGCAGGCCCCGGCGGUAGAGGCUCCGAGAGGGCCCCGUCGCCCGGCGCGGCGGAGCGCCACCACAACGACCAGCACGUCGGCUUCGCGCCCGCGGCCGGGCCUCGCCCGAGCGAAGGGGGCGGCAACGGUGUCGAGUCUCCGGGCGCGCCAAACUCCCCGCCCCGCCUUGGAGGAUGGGUCCCGAAUCCCGAUGGAGAGAAGCGGGCCUCGGGGAGGGCCUCUACGCCUCAGGGAGCCCGCUCUCCGGGAGACGCGGCUCGUCAACCUUCUCUUGCCGCGUUGGACCCCAAUGCCCUCGAGGUGGAGGAGGCGCGCAGGAGCAACUCGUUGUAUCCGCACGGCGCGGCCGGGAGCGACAUGAAUGUCGACUACAUGGCCAGGGGGCCCAAUCUAGACAACGAGAAGAUCCCCGCUUCGAUGCUCCGGGCGCCGCCCAAGAUUCAGGCCUACACGCAUAAUCUGCGUCAGCAGCCAGCGCGGACGUUUGUUCAGCAGCUGCGGCCGUACCACGGCCGCCUCAAGCACGACAAGUGGCUCAAGGUCAUGGUGCGGCCCUUCGUCCUGUUCGCCUACCCGGCCGUGCUCUGGUCGGCGGCCAUUUACGCCUGCUCGAUCGGCUGGCUAAUUGUCAUCUCGGAGACGAUGGCUAUCAUCUAUCGCGACCCGACCAUCUACAACUUCGACGCGUUGCAGACGGGCCUCGUGUACAUUUCGCCCUUUGUGGGCGGCAUCCUGGGCACGGGCGUCGCGGGCAAAGUCAGCGACGUCAUCGUCCGCGCCAUGUCACGGCGCAACGGCGGCCUGUACGAGCCCGAGUUCCGGCUCGUCAUGAUGGUGCCGGUGCUGGUGUCGACGUGCGUAGGACUCAUGGGCUUCGGCUGGUCGGCGCAGGAGAGGGACCACUGGAUCGUGCCCACCAUCUUCUUUGGCGUCCUCUCGUUUGGCUGCGCGCUGGGCUCGACGACGUCCAUCACCUUUUGCGUGGACAGCUACCGCCAGUACGCCGGCGAGGCCCUGGUGACGCUCAACUUUUCCAAGAACGUCUUGCACGGCCUGGUCUUUAGCCUGUUUGUGGCGCACUGGAUGGCCGAGGACGGGCCCAAGCGCGUCUUCAUCUGGCUCGGCAUCAUCCAGCUGAUUCUCUGCCUGUUUACCAUUCCCCUGUACAUUUACGGCAAGCGGGCGCGCAUGUGGACGGUCAGGAUGAAUCUCAUGGAGAAGUUUUGA